Molecule: messenger RNA, 5070 nt
Organism: Pieris brassicae (large cabbage white)
Lineage: Eukaryota; Metazoa; Arthropoda; Insecta; Lepidoptera; Pieridae
Gene: sl
Product: 1-phosphatidylinositol 4,5-bisphosphate phosphodiesterase gamma-1
Exons: 12
Coding region: 259-3855 (1198 amino acids)
Biological process (GO): phosphatidylinositol-mediated signaling; phospholipid catabolic process; positive regulation of epithelial cell migration
Molecular function (GO): calcium ion binding; protein binding; phosphatidylinositol-4,5-bisphosphate phospholipase C activity
Source: RefSeq, a predicted model, not a curated record
AAUAGCAGUCUUCAAUUUUGAUUGUAUUUCUUCAGUAUAUAUUAUUAAGAUUAUAUUAGUUUUCAUUCAUAUUUUUCUAUGUCGGUGAGAUGUAUCCUACAAGACAUAAAACAAAUUUAUAAUUCGCAGCUAUUUGAUAGGGUUACAUUAAAAUAAAUAUAGCAUAUGAGUGUUUAACAUGCUUUACAGUCCCAUGUAGAUCGUAUUCAGUUGAGUCUUGAAUUUUCGUUGCUAUAGUUGACUGAGAAAGGAAGUGCAAUGAAUUCUGUCUGUUACGACGGGGUUAAUGAUAGACUUAUACACGAAGCUGAUCAACUAAUUUCUUAUAUCGAACGUGGUUCCAAUGUCUUUAAAUUUUUUCCGCGAAAAAGACCCGAACGACGUACUCUUCUAGUGCGUCGCGAAACUCAUCAAGUAAUUUGGUGUAGAAUUGGAUCAACACAGAGGCAUUCUUACGAUGGUGCCUUAGACAUACGCGAAAUCAAAGAAGUAAGAAUUGGUAAAUCCUCAAAAAAUUUUGAGAGGUGGCCAGAGGAAACAAAAAGACUAGAGAAUUCUAAAUGUUUCACAAUUUACUAUGGAACCGAAUUCAAAUUGCGGUCGGCAUCUUUUUCAGCUCAGAUGGAUAAAGAGGUUGAAGCUUGGAUAAAGGGAAUAAGAUUCCUUAUUGAGGAAGCUGUUAAUGCUUCAUACCCCUUGCAAAUUGAAAGGUGGCUUAGAAAAGAAUAUUAUAUAAUUGAAAAUCCUCAUGAAAAGAUCACUCUGAAAGAAGUUAAAGCAUUUCUGCCAAAAAUUCACUGCAAAAUAUCAACAAGCAAACUAAGGGAUAUUUUUCAAGAAGUUGAUACAAGCAAAAAGGGAGAGAUUGGUUUUGAUGACUUUUCUAUUCUUUAUCACAAGUUGAUUUUUGAUGAAAGUAAUGUUCAUGAUGUAUUCAAUAAGUAUUCCAUAUAUUCUACCAAUGGCACCACAAUAUCACUUCAUGAAUUUCAACGAUUUCUUCUCGUGGAACAAUAUGAUAGGCUUGGCGAAGAUGAGGGAUUCACGUCACAAUUUAUCAGGGAGUAUCUUAGAGACCCCCAGAGGGACAUACAUGAACCAUAUUUUACACUUCAUGAAUUCAUCGAAAUGUUGUUUUCCAAACAAAAUACUGUUUGGGACAGUGCACAUAAUGUGGUCACGCAGGACAUGACGAGACCCCUUGCACACUAUUGGAUUUCGUCAUCUCAUAACACCUAUCUGACUGGAGAUCAGUUUUCAAGUGAAUCCUCCAUUGAAGCGUAUGUGCGUUGUCUGAGGUCUGGUUGUCGUUGCAUUGAAUUAGAUUGCUGGGACGGUCCAGACGGAACGCCUUUUAUAUAUCACGGUCAUACUCUGACAACGAAAAUAAGAUUCAUGGAUGUACUUAGAACAAUAAAGGAGCACGCCUUUAUCACUUCUGACUAUCCACUGAUUUUGUCAAUUGAAGACAAUUGCUCAUUACCACAACAACGGCGAAUGGCGAGCGCCUUCCAAGAUGUUUUUCGAGAUAUGCUUCUAGUACAUCCGUGUGAAAAGAAUGAGACCUGCCUACCCUCACCUCAUGACUUGAGGAGGAAAAUCAUUUUAAAACAUAAAAAACUACCUGAAGGUGCUGAAGAAAAUUCAUUUGCAGUACGUCAAGAGGAAGGAAAAGAUCUCGAUCUGAGGAAUACUAUUAAAAAUGGGAUUCUCCUUCUCGAAGAUCCCGUUGACAAGGAAUGGAAUCCUCACGCUUUUGUUCUUACCGAGAACAAACUAUAUUAUACAGAGCAUUACAGCACACCAGGGGAAGCGGAUAUAGAUAGCGACGGUGAACAUGAGAGUGAAACGACCAGUAUACCACCAGACGAAUUACAUAUCAGUGAAUGCUGGUUCCAUGGCAAAUUAGCUGGCAAUAGGCAAGAGGCCGAGGAUCUUUUGAGGGCGCAUUCCCAUCUAGGCGAUGGCACAUUUCUUGUUAGGGAAAGUGUAACGUUUGUUGGAGACUACUGCCUUUCGUUUUGGAGACAAGGCAAAGUGAACCACUGCCGUAUAAAACUGAAGCAAGAGAGAGGGAUAACGAAGUAUUAUUUGAUUGAUACUGUUUGUUUCGACAGUUUGUACAGCUUGAUAACUCAUUAUAGAACGCAUCCUUUGCGUAGUCAAGAGUUCUUGAUUACAUUAAACGAGCCGGUUCCUCAGCCAAACAAGCACGAAGGGAAAGAGUGGUACCAUCCAUACUGCACACGGGCCCAAGCAGAGGAACUAUUACGCAAAGCCAAUACAGAUGGCGCUUUUCUUGUGAGGCCUAGUGAAAAAGAACACGGCUCUUAUGCAAUCACAUUCAGGACUGAAAGGGAGAUAAAACACUGCAGAAUCCGACAAGAGGGACGGUUGUAUACAAUUGGUACCGUCAAAUUUGAGAGUCUGGUAGAGUUGGUGUCUUACUACGAGAAACAUCCUUUAUACAAGAAAGUUAAACUUUGCUUUCCGAUAAGCGAGAAUAUUGUUCGUCGCUUGAUUGCUGAACCGGAUGAUAGCUCCGUAUAUGGAACACCAGGAUACAUGGAUCCUUCCUCGUUUCCGUCUAAGAUCACAGUAAAAGCCCUAUACGAUUAUAGAGCUAGACAGGACGAUGAAUUGUCGUUCUGUAAACACGCGAUAAUUACAAAUGUGGAUAAACCUGAUGAAGGUUGGUGGCGUGGAGACUACGGCGGCAAGAAACAUCACUGGUUUCCCGCUAAUUAUGUGCAAGAGAUUGAAGUUCCUCAUAUGCCCAAUAUUGCGUGCCUUGAAAAUGAAUCGGCAGCACUUGGCGCUUUACAAAAAGGUGUCGUCGAUGUUUUAGGCGCCGUAGUUGAACUCGUUGUUGGCGAAGAAAGUGGAUCCGCGCGAUGGAUUGUUCGCAUCCAAAGUCCCUCUAUGUGCGCUCCAUUUGAUAUGGCUGCACCGACCAGAGAGAACGCCCUAGAGUGGCUCUCAGCUAUAAAGGAAGCGGCCCAUAGUGCGAGUGCCCGCUCGUUAAAGCAUAGAAAAAUGGAACGUACCUGGCGUAUUGCUAAAGAAAUGUCUGAUCUCAUAGUCUACUGCCGGUCAGUUACUUUUAACCAAGAAAGGAUACGCAACAAAGGAUUCAUUUUCAACGAGAUGUCAUCGUUUCCUGAAACAAAGGCCGAACGGCUCAUGUGCUCCCAAGAGACUGCGUUCUUUAUGAAAUACCACGCCGUGCAGCUUAGCCGAAUCUACCCCAAGGGUCAAAGAAUCGACUCGUCGAAUUAUAGCCCUUUACCAUUCUGGAACGCCGGCUCGCAAAUGGUUGCACUGAACUAUCAAACUCCGGACAAAGCGAUGCAAGUCAAUAUGGGAAAGUUUAAAGAGAACGGUGGUUGUGGGUAUAUAUUGAAACCGGAAUAUAUGUUCGACGAAAACUACAGCCCAUACGAUAAACGGUAUAUUGAGAGUAAAGUGAGGCCGUUGACGGUGAAGUUGCGUUUGAUAGGUGCUAGGCAUCUGUGCAAAACGGGCAGAGGAACAGCGAGCCCCUUUGUGGAAGUCGAAAUAUUGGGCGCAGAGUAUGACAGCGGCGUCAAAUUGGUCUCCAAGACUGUUGCUGAUAAUGGAAUAAAUCCAAUAUGGAAUGAUAUCUGUGAAUUCGUCGUUGGGAAUCCAGACAUGGCUUUAAUUAGGUUUGUCGUUCAAGAUGAAGAUGUAUUUGGCGAUCCCAAUUUCGUUGGUCAAGCCGUGUAUCCCUUGAAAUGUCUGCGUACAGGUUACCGAUCGGUAACUUUAACUAAUGCUUAUUCUGAGGAACUAGAAUUAUCCUCACUUCUCAUUUUUAUAUGUAUGUCAUAUUAGUCAUUCUCGAAUAUAUUUGGUAUACUUAUGUGCGUUUUGAAAUUCGUUGUGAGAAACCUCUAAAAUUGCCGCUGUUAUUUUAGAUGAAGUUUUAAACUGUCAUCUAGAUAUUGGCAUAAAUUAUACGUAUAUAAAUAUUAUAAAUUUAUACGUAUAUAAAUAUAUAUAACACUUUAGUAAAACUUCGUAAAAAAGUUUAUAAGGUAUAGGAGCUAAAUGAUAGCGAAGCCUAAUAGUAUUUUAACAGAAUAUAUUCAUAAAAGUACAUUUCUACUUUCAACGUUUUAACUUAAAGUACUUUUUUCAACACAUUAGAAUUUGACAAAGACGAUAUAAAUCAAUAAAUUAAACAAUUUAUGUUUUUUAAUUCAUUAAUAAAUUUAAUUUAAUAUAUUUUUAAUUUAUUACUAUUAUUUGCUUGGCUUGUCUUGUGACAAAGGCCUCCCACAAGUGUCGCAAUAUUGUCCCUCUCUGUUCUAUUGCAUUCUAUACUCUUAUGUUAUCUUAUGUCCUACCUGUCUUCCCUUACUUCUUUUGUAAUUUAAGGUACUCUGUUACCUCUGCCAUUCUUUCCGUUCUCCUCUUACGAUGUUUACUAACCCACCCAAUUAUUGCCAUUUCAGUAUUUUGACUCCCUUUUCCAUGUUCUUUUGGUAGGAGACUAAAGAUUACUUAAAAGAGCGCAAUGAAUCUGUUAACCUUUAUGAAAUAUUAUCUGUGUUCGAAAAUUUGUUAGACUUAGGUGGUGAACUACGCAUUUUUUAUGUUAUAGCAAUAUUUGGUUCUGCGAUAUGGAAUACAUGAUUGUAUUAAUAGUUUUAUUGUUAUAAAUGUUAUGUAUCAAUCCAUUGCAUAAUAGAAGAUAUUAUUAUCUAUAUAAUGUUAGUCUUUCUAAAACGCAUAAUAUUUUUAUGUAAGUUAUUUUAGGUCUAAGUUCACGUUAUUUAAAUUGUGAUUUUAAAUAAAAUGUAGACUGAUUAUUACUGACACAAUAAAAAAUAAUCAGGAUUGCUUCUUUCUAAACUAGUGGCUAUUAUAAGCCUGAGACGCUAUAGUCAAAAUUAUAUGAAGAGUUACUUCGAAAUAUAUGUUGUCUAGAAGCCGAGUGAAGGACUAGACAGCCCUGUGACCGUCAAAUGUAUUAUUGCAUUUAUUUUUAUCAUACUAUCAUUUCGUCUACUGUAUCUUUGAUAUAGUACCCGGUUUCAGUGUAUG